CCUGUUUUAAAGCGUUCUCCAGUUUAAAGAGACACAUCUGGACCGCAGGGGAACCGAGCCGCUGCGCGCGCUUUGGACAGCUGGGCACAUUCCGGAGUCGGACUUUCCGCUUUCUGCUCUGAAAGCUCGUGCGAUCUGUUCCCCAUGAGCUCCAUGAGGGAUCCACUGAACAUAGACCACCACCUCACGGGGAAUAAACUCGCCUCCACGCAGCACGCGGCUCUGGCCAUGGCGUCCACUCUGCAGCCUCUGCCGCGCGCAGGGGACUCCAAACACCGGCUGGAGGUGCACACCGUGUCCGACACGUCCAGUCCCGAGUCUGGGGAAAAGGAGAAGAUCCAGAACAAGAACGACGACUCGUCGGACGACCCGUCCAAGAAGAAGCGUCAGCGGCGGCAGAGGACGCACUUCACCAGCCAGCAGCUGCAGGAGCUGGAGGCCACCUUCCAGAGGAACCGCUACCCCGACAUGAGCACCAGGGAGGAGAUCGCCGUGUGGACCAACCUCACGGAGGCCCGAGUCAGGGUUUGGUUCAAGAACCGACGCGCCAAGUGGAGGAAGCGGGAGCGGAACCAGCAAGCGGAGCUGUGUAAAAACGGCUUCGGGCCGCAGUUCAACGGACUCAUGCAGCCCUACGACGACAUGUACCCGAGCUACACGUACAACAACUGGGCCGCCAAGGGCCUCACGUCCGCCUCCCUGUCCACCAAGAGCUUCCCGUUCUUCAACUCCAUGAAUGUGAACCCCCUGUCCUCGCAGACCAUGUUCUCACCCCCCAACUCCAUCUCCUCCAUGACGUCCAGCAUGGUUCCGACGGCCGUGCCGGGCUCCAGCCUCAACAGCCUCAACAACUUGAACAACCUCAGUAACCCUUCUCUCAACUCGGGGGUGCCCACGUCCGCGUGCCCCUACGCGCCCCCGACCCCUCCCUACGUGUACAGAGACACUUGUAACUCCAGCCUGGCCAGCCUCAGACUCAAAGCCAAGCAGCACUCGAGCUUUGGAUACGCCGGCGUGCAGAACCCUGCCACCAAUCUGAGCGCGUGCCAGUACGCGGUGGACCGACCCGUGUAAUACCUGCACUGCAAAAAAUACCCACCGUGGCGACAUGUUCCUCUGGGGGGGUGGGGGGGCAGGCAGGUGCAAGGUUCAGUUUCUGGCGACACAGCGUGGAUUGUAAAACUCCGAUUUCUCCUCCAGACAUUGGAGCCACAAAUAUUCCAGAUUAU
This is a messenger RNA of Nematolebias whitei (Rio pearlfish), 1229 nucleotides long. RefSeq names its product paired-like homeodomain 2 (gene pitx2). The record is from RefSeq and is a predicted model, not a curated record. Gene Ontology annotation, molecular function: DNA-binding transcription factor activity, RNA polymerase II-specific; RNA polymerase II cis-regulatory region sequence-specific DNA binding. NCBI's taxonomy places the organism in Eukaryota, Metazoa, Chordata, Actinopteri, Cyprinodontiformes, Rivulidae. The transcript has 3 exons. Bases 145 to 1074 code for a protein of 309 amino acids. Gene Ontology annotation, biological process: anatomical structure morphogenesis; regulation of transcription by RNA polymerase II. Gene Ontology annotation, cellular component: nucleus.